CCAGCAGUACAAUAAUAGAGGCGAGAAAAAUUGGUAUGUUUUUCACAAAUAAGGGUUUCCAAAUGAAGCACUUUAAGCAGCAAAUAAUUGUAGCAAUUUAUUCCAAACGAACGAGAUUUUUCUUCGCUUUGAACAACGUGGGUCGUUCAUGCUUUGUUUCCACACACAUUUACUGAUCCACAAGACAUAUCCUUUUUCGUAUCAGAACACGCUUUUGAAAGUAUAUUCGCGAGAACGCGUAAAAACACGCAAAACAUUACAUUCCUAGAACGCUUUAUUGCCAUUCCCACGCAACAGCGCCCACCGGCCCCACUGGCCACGUAGACAACUUUCAAUAUUGACUCUAUUGUUUUGAUUAGAACAAGAAAUUCUUUCAAGUGUUUUGCUUAGAAACCAUAACAAAAUCUAUUACACAGAAUGCAGUCUGUAAGUAAAAUCUGUUGUAUAGGGGCCGGCUAUGUUGGCGGACCAACCUGUGCCGUGAUUGCCCUAAAAUGCCCUGAAAUAUGUGUAACUGUUGUCGAUCUAAGCCAGCCAAGAAUAGAUGCUUGGAAUUCCGACAACUUACCAAUAUAUGAGCCUGGACUGCAAGAAAUUGUCGAAAAAUGUCGUGGAAAGAAUCUAUUUUAUUCCACCGAUAUUGACAAGGCGAUUAUCGAAGCUGAUUUGAUAUUUAUCUGUGUCAACACCCCCACAAAAACGUUUGGGUUAGGAAAGGGAAGAGCACCUGACUUGAAAUACAUUGAAUCAGCAGCUCGUCAUAUUUCAAAAGUAGCAAAAACCCACAAGAUUAUUGUUGAAAAAAGUACAGUGCCUGUUAGAGCUGCUGAAAGCAUAUCAACUAUUUUGAAAGCAAACAAGCAAUCAGGGAUACUCUAUGAGGUCUUGUCAAAUCCUGAGUUUAUGGCUGAGGGUACAGCUGUCAAUGAUUUGCUCAAUCCAGACCGGGUUUUAAUAGGUGGAGAUCAGACUAGAGGAGGUCCAGUGGCCAUAGAUACGUUGGCAUGGAUUUAUGAACACUGGCUUCCAGCUGAUAAAAUCAUUAAAACUAAUACAUGGUCGUCCGAGUUGUCAAAACUGGCAGCAAAUGCUUUUCUAGCCCAAAGGAUCUCCAGCAUCAAUGCAUUGAGUGCUGUGUGUGAGGCAACGGGUGCUGAUGUCUCGGAAGUCUCCAAAGCCAUUGGCAGAGACUCGAGAAUUGGAAAUAAGUUUUUACAAGCUUCAGUUGGAUUUGGUGGUAGUUGUUUCCAAAAAGAUGUCCUCAACCUAGUGUACUUAUGUGAAGCACUCAAUCUACCUGAAGUUGCAGCAUAUUGGCAUCAAGUUAUUAAAAUGAAUGAAUAUCAAAGAAGACGUUUUGCAAAUAAGAUCAUUAAUGCACUGUUCAAUACAGUCACAGAUAAAAAGAUUGGAAUACUUGGAUUUUCUUUUAAGAAAAAUACUGGUGAUACAAGGGAAUCUGCAAGUAUAUAUAUUUGCAAAUAUCUGUUAGAAGAAGGUGCUAGACUAACCAUUUAUGAUCCUAAAGUUGAAAAGGAACAAGUUUAUCUAGAACUAUGUCAUCCAAGUGUAUCUGCAGACCCUGAAAAAGUGAAGAAGCUGGUAACAGUUGAAAAUGAUGCAUAUGUAGCUUUGGAGAAUGCCCAUGCACUUGUUGUUUGCACAGAAUGGGAUGAAUUUAAGGCUCUGGACUACAGACGGAUAUAUGCCAGUAUGUUAAAACCAGCAUUUGCAUUUGAUGGUAGAAUGAUUCUAGACCAUGAUAAUCUUGUUGAUAUUGGCUUUCAAGUUGAAACUAUUGGCAAAAUUGUAAAUAACUCUCUAUGCACCCUGACUCCACCUCUCCCUCCCAGUAUUCAGUACUGAGUAUAUACCUAUAUC
Molecule: messenger RNA, 1881 nt
Organism: Dendronephthya gigantea
Lineage: Eukaryota; Metazoa; Cnidaria; Anthozoa; Malacalcyonacea; Nephtheidae
Product: UDP-glucose 6-dehydrogenase-like
Exons: 13
Coding region: 418-1866 (482 amino acids)
Biological process (GO): glycosaminoglycan biosynthetic process
Cellular component (GO): nucleus; cytosol
Molecular function (GO): NAD binding; UDP-glucose 6-dehydrogenase activity
Source: RefSeq, a predicted model, not a curated record